GCUUCCUGUGAAGUCAUCACCAGCAAGACAUGGCUCCGAGCCAUUCUCCAGUCAGUCCUGGGUCACUAAGAUGGCCUGGGGAGAGGUCGAAACCCGUGCUGAGAUUGUCAGGAGGUCGCUGGAACCUCAACACCAUCAGCUGGGUCAGAGCCAGGUCAACUGGGCCCAGGAUGCAAGCCGCCAAACCCCAAAUCGCAGGCACCUAUGGGACAGUGUUCAAGGCCAAAAACCGAGAGACCCAUGAGAUUGUGGCUCUGAAACGGGUGAGGCUGGAUGACGAUGAUGAGGGAGUGCCGAGUUCUGCUCUUCGGGAAAUCUGCCUGCUCAAAGAGCUGAAACACAAGAACAUUGUCAGGCUUCAUGAUGUCCUGCAUAGUGACAAGAAGCUGACUUUGGUCUUUGAGUUCUGUGACCAGGACCUUAAGAAGUAUUUCGACAGCUGCAAUGGUGACCUAGAUCCUGAAAUUGUAAAGUCUUUCCUCUUCCAGCUGCUGAAAGGCCUGGGGUUCUGUCACAGCCGCAACGUGCUGCACCGGGACCUGAAGCCCCAGAACCUGCUAAUAAACAGGAAUGGGGAGCUGAAAUUGGCUGACUUUGGCCUGGCUCGAGCCUUUGGGAUCCCUGUUCGCUGUUACUCCGCUGAGGUGGUCACGCUGUGGUACCGGCCACCGGAUGUGCUGUUUGGGGCCAAGCUAUACUCCACAUCCAUUGACAUGUGGUCAGCCGGCUGCAUCUUUGCAGAGCUGGCCAACGCCGGGCGGCCUCUUUUCCCUGGCAAUGAUGUAGAUGACCAGCUGAAGAGGAUCUUCCGGCUGCUGGGGACACCGACUGAGGAGCAGUGGCCUGCCAUGACCAAGCUGCCAGACUAUAAGCCCUACCCGAUGUACCCAGCCACAACGUCCCUGGUGAACGUCGUACCCAAGCUCAAUGCCACAGGGAGGGACCUGCUGCAGAACCUCCUGAAGUGCAACCCUGUCCAGCGCAUCUCGGCAGAAGAGGCCCUGCAGCACCCCUAUUUCUCUGACUUCUGCCCCCCGUAGGCUCCAGGACUCUGGCUGCCAGGCUGGUGCCUGGCCUCUUUAAGCCCCUCCCAGGAGGGGAGGAAAAGCAGGGGACACAUGGGGUGCUGAGCCUCAGCUGUGCUGGGCUCAGCCAAGGUGGAGGUGCCCGGCUGUGUUCUUCUCUCCCUCCGUGGACUUUAUUUAAUAUCAUAAACUGCCUCCUUCCCCCCAGUCUGGCUGAUUAGUAGGAUGGCUCUGAGAAGGGGUGGCUUGGGCAGGGGUCUUCGCUCUGCUCCAUCCACCCUCCAUAACCCUGCUUCCAGCUCACACUGAGCCCAAAGGCCCCAUCCUUGAUCCGCUGCUCCUGGUGGCUGGGCUCCAGGGCAGCACACAGCGUGGCUGUCCGAGGCUCUCAGCAUGCCCUUCCUCCCUCGGCCCAGGAGGGCAGUCCUGAGGGGUCAGGCAGCCAGUGCCUGAGAGCAAGGGCGGCCUUCCCCGGAAUGGGGAUAAAGGGCUGGGCCUUUCUAUGGCCCUCCAUCCCCCGCACAUGCCUGCCCGGUCCCUUCCCUCCCCACAGGCCUUCAGGCUGGAAUGGGAGAGACUCAAAGAUGUGCUUGGGUGAGGAACACCCCUUCCCCACCUGCUGGUUUGUCAGUUUUCCAGUGUUUGGGGGGUUGCAGAGAAAGACCUGGGAAGGUGGGCUGUGGCCAGGGCCUGGGUGUGCCCUUACUAGCAGGAGCAGGAAGGGAGGGUGUCCACCCUCUCAAGCUGGGGCCCCCAGUUUGCCCUGGGGCUUGGGUCCCAAAUGUGGGAUAAGGGUCCUGAUCUUCUAUGCCUGGAUAGCAGCUGGUGUCCGUGGAAGUGGGCAGCCCGCAUCUUCUCCCUUCUUGCUUCCCCACUUGCCAGGCUGCCUUCUAGUUAUUCACGGCUGGUACCCACAAGGUGGCUGUCCUAUCCCAUAUUCCUCUCUGCCUUCUCACCUGGCUUUGGGCUCCGUUCUCCGAGAAGUCAGUCUGAUAAAGUCCUUCACACUGGA
Messenger RNA from Manis pentadactyla (Chinese pangolin), 2037 nucleotides. RefSeq names its product cyclin dependent kinase 5 (gene CDK5). Gene Ontology annotation, biological process: synaptic vesicle transport; axonogenesis; protein phosphorylation. The transcript is spliced from 12 exons. The record is from RefSeq and is a predicted model, not a curated record. Bases 30 to 1040 code for a protein of 336 amino acids. Gene Ontology annotation, cellular component: cytoplasm; nucleus. Gene Ontology annotation, molecular function: ATP binding; cyclin-dependent protein serine/threonine kinase activity. Lineage: Eukaryota; Metazoa; Chordata; Mammalia; Pholidota; Manidae.